Uranotaenia lowii is the source of this 2103-nucleotide messenger RNA. RefSeq lists its product as uncharacterized. The transcript is spliced from 7 exons. The coding region runs from base 70 to 1767 and encodes 565 amino acids. The record is from RefSeq and is a predicted model, not a curated record. NCBI's taxonomy places the organism in Eukaryota, Metazoa, Arthropoda, Insecta, Diptera, Culicidae.
AAUUUGUAAGCGUGUAAAUAAUUUAAAUUUUUUCGAGACGGCGCGGAAAAUUUCGCAGGAUUUUCCAGGAUGGAAUUCCUUAUAAAAGAAGAACCUCCUGUCGAUCUCGAGCAAGAUAUGGGUACCACGGAUCAUUUUUCCUUCUCCAACUGGCAUGAUCAGCAGUUGGAUUUUGAAGUGGCCGCCGAAGCGAUGGCACUGCUUUUACAGGAAUGGGGCCUUGGUAUUUUGGCGGAACGAUUUGCAAUCAAUUUGAUUGAUCCUAGUGUGCUGGACUACCUCGUUGAUACCGAUAUUGUCGAGCUGUGCCGAGACUUGCCCAUGCGCUAUCGGUUGAUUUUGAGACACAAGCUUAGUCAGAAGGGAGGCACCUCCCUUCGAGAAUCAAAUAUUCACCACGGAGCCAUGCCAUCAUCUACUAAAAGGGUACCUGUUAAAAAACGAGUGGCGACAAGCUAUAGUUCACCAACUCAAUUAUCAAUAAAGAACCCAGGAAUCGCCAUUCCAGCAGCAGAACCAGCAGAACCCAUGGCUCAUUGCUCUAACGAAAAUACCAAACCGAUAGUCACACUCCAUGCCAUGCAGGUACCCACUUUUCCAGAACCGAUCACCUCCGUAGAACCGAUGUGUAAUUUAUUUAAUAUUGAAAAAAUCCUUUGCACAGCUCCAGGGCGACAAAUUAUUAACUACUACCAGGCCAACAACGUGUUGGAUAAGGUUCAUCGGUCUAAACUUCUCAAAAUGAUCAUCGAAAGAUUGAUGUUUGAUAUGACCCCGAAAGAUUUAAAUACAACGCUUUUCAAAAAAAUUCACGAUGGAGUAGUAAAGAUAUUCCCAAACGAGAAGAAGUUUCGCGAGACGUAUGAUUUAAAACUGAAGAGUCUUAAGUACAGCGGAAACCACCGAAUAAAACAGUCAAGUCAAUCUCUUGGAACUGCCGAGGACAGUACAGAAAAAGAUAUUCCAAAUUAUUCGGAAGAAGAAAUGCAGGCUGCCAAACAAUGGCUUUCAGAAGGUCGAACUCCUACGGAAGAAAUCUGGAGGUUAUGGCACGUAAGCUACGACAUUCGAAUACGUGAUUACCUUUUGUUGGGUGGAUUGCAAAUUGGACGAAUAUGCGAUCAUGGUAGUUGGCCUAUUAUUACGGAACCUAUUGGCUACGAAUUGAUUUCAAGCGACUUUAACCGUCGUUUCCCGUAUACGGGUAGUCUAUUGGAUCGGUGGGAAGUUUUGGCUAAAAAAGUGAUAGAAUAUGCGCACCGUCAUGCCAAAAACCAGCGAUAUCGAUCAAUAAUUUUUGAAUGCCAACACGAUGAAAAGCCGGAUGAGAUCAAAGUUGCGCAACUGCUCUGUGGAUUUAUGAUCCAAGGAGUCGUAAAGCAAAACUUCAAACCAAACUACCUGGAAGUCGAACGGGGGUUCGUCCACGUUGUCAAAAGUCAAGAAGAAAUUUCAACGUCUUUGGACGCUUACCACGAACAGAUGCGAUCACAUGAACUGUCCGUACAACCUCACGUGAUAGCAGUGGUCAACGAAACGGGCAAUCGGUUCUAUGCCUACAUCCAGCAGGGCAGACUCAUUGCCGCCGAAAGCAUGCUGAAAGCGAUCGAUUUGGUGUUUAAGAUCGUACACUUGACGGGCGCCAACUAUCCGGUUGAGUCCCGGACCGUUUGGACCUUUAUUCAGCAGUACUGCUACGAGUUGACCACUCCGCGUGAUCGAAAAUUUCAAGUCGUUUCGACGCUAUGUAAUGCGUUUUGCGACUAAUUUCGCUUCAAUCAAACUUUGACUAAGGCAGCUUUAAAAAAAGAUAUUUUUUUAAAUAAUAAAAACAUCUUUAAACUCACAUGGAUAAAUGAAGGAAGAACGAUCGACUUCAUAUUUGCUGUGUGAAGAUUUUUUAAAGUUUGAUAAAAGUAUUAAAUCAAAACUGUGUAAAAGAGCAAACAAAGUGUCAUUAGUUCCGGGAUACUGUUUCGACGAUUAGCGCAAGUGCAUAACCCCUGACGUACCUAAUCGAUAACUUUCUGUGAACUGUGAAUUAAAAGUGUUCAAAUCGUAGUCCUUCAACGCCUCGAGAUCGAAAUCAAUAAUAAGCGCAUU